Aspergillus pseudonomiae is the source of this 1176-nucleotide messenger RNA. RefSeq names its product Gfo/Idh/MocA family protein. Bases 1 to 1176 code for a protein of 391 amino acids. The transcript has 4 exons. NCBI's taxonomy places the organism in Eukaryota, Fungi, Ascomycota, Eurotiomycetes, Eurotiales, Aspergillaceae. Gene Ontology annotation, molecular function: nucleotide binding. The record is from RefSeq and is a predicted model, not a curated record.
AUGAGUGAAGUGGAAGAUGAUGAGAUAGAGCUCUUGCACUGGGGCAUUCUAGGCACAGGAUGUUAUGCCAAGUGCUUUGUGGGGAACCUCAAUUAUCAUAUGGGCAAAGAAGAUCCAAAUGGCCCUCAUCGUGCAUUAGUCGGCGUAGCGUCCUCUCGUUCGGAAGAUAUGGCUAAGGAGCUCCUCGACUCAUUUGACGUUCCCGACUGCACGUUGACAUUUCGCGACUACUCGGAGUUAGUUCACAGUAGCCUCAUCGACGUGGUGUUCAUUGCCACACCACACUCCCAUCAUUUCCAAAAUGCUUUGCUGGCCCUCGAAGCUGGAAAGCAUGUCGUCUGCCAGAAGAGCCUGACAGUGAACGCUGCACAAGCCAAGAAGCUGUUCGAGAUUGCACAGCGGAAGCAACUAUGCCUCAUGGAGGGAUGGUGGCUGUGGUGGCCACAAGCAAGUAGAAAGACCUGUCAGCUGCUUAGAGAGGGAGAGAUUGGAGAAGUUAAUCGCAUAGUUGCCAACUUUGGCAUCAGAAACAACUAUUGCAUGUUCCGCUCCGAGAGUGGUCGACUGACUUCGAAAGAGCUUGCUGGCGGGGCGCUCUUGGAACGCAAUUUGGCCCUACAUUGGAUACUUCGGGCUCUCCCAGGAGGAGCGAGUCGCCCAACCCAGGUUACGUCUACCAUGAAGAAGUAUCCCAAGUCAGGCGUCGACGAAACCACCACUGUCGAGAUGAUCUUUUCGACAGGUGUACGUGAAAUACAUGCUAAAGCAAGCGCCAGCCUAUCUACCGCAGCCGGCUCCGACGGACAGCUCGCAUAUGUGAUUAUCGAAGGCUCUAAUGGCAAGAUCGAGAUCCAUGGAUGGGAAACGAUACCAACAGAGUUGUAUGUCUUCAAGAAUAGAUAUAGCCUUUCAGAGCUCUAUAGAGAGACACUCCAGGAGGCAGAGCCGUUGUUUAUCCCGGAGGCGGACGAGGUCGCACGAUGCAUCCGCGAAGAGCUCCUGGAAAGUCCCGAGAUGCCUUGGGCGGAGAGCCUACUAGUCAUGGAGAUCAUGGACUUGGUGCGCAAGCAAAAUGACCUACACUACCCGCCGCAGAUUGAAACGUCGGAGCCCUCUAUCAGUCCUCUUUCUAAACCAUUGUGGGGAUGGUUGUCAAGCACGGGGCACCAAGUAUGA